Messenger RNA from Prorocentrum cordatum, 399 nucleotides. NCBI's taxonomy places the organism in Eukaryota, Dinophyceae, Prorocentrales, Prorocentraceae. The record is from the annotation of a GenBank genome assembly.
AUGAGCGGCGCUAGAAGAGCGCGGCUACGCAGGUUCAGCUGGCGCGAGGCGAUGGGUGGGCGGGUCUUCGGCGAGCCCGCACGCGAAAAUUGCUGGAGAUGCAGGUGGGGUGAGUCGGUCUGCUUCCACAGUUACAAGAAGCCGGCAUCGCCCAGCGCCAGCAUCCGUGACAAGCUAGGGAGUGUUGCGGCCAGGCAGAGCGCCAUCAACCUGGACUGGGUGCGCACCGCGAGCCCAGUCAACGGCAGCGACCGCUGCGUGCACACCAACCGCGGCAACUGCGCCACGUGGCCACUGUUCUUCUGUGACAUGAAGAGGAGCCAGAAGCUCCUCAGCCGGAACCUGCAGCGCGCGCUGAACGAGACGGGCGAGUGCCUGGUGGACGGGACGGCACUGUAG